AUGACCACCACACAGACUGCCAUAGAGGCGGACUUGAAGGCUGGCCAGACGCAGCACCGCGAAGACACAGUAGUAGACGAUGAAAAGUCACGUCCCGCCAGCGAGGCCAACCUCGUGUACUCGAAUACCGAAGAGGAGCCUGAGCUUCAUCUGCGCACGUACAUUGCCCUCUUGGCCAUGCUGAUGCUCAACUUUGUCCAGAUUAUUGCUCUGCAAGGGCCACCCGUCGUUUUGGAGAGCAUCGGUGAAAGCCUUCACAAUGUACCCGCGCAGGCCUGGGUACCCAACGCCCUGUCCCUUGUUCAAGCCGUCCUGGCACCGGUCGUUGCCUCGGCGUCGGACACGUUUCAAGCCAGAAAGUUCAUCAUGGUCGUCUGCUGCGGGAUUGCCUUCGUCGGCUCGGCCAUUGCACCCGGGUCGCAGAGCAUAUACAGACUCAUCGCGGCCCAGGUCCUCAUCGGGUUCGGGUUCUCCUCCACCGCAUUGGCCUAUUGUGUUCCCAGCGAGAUCCUGCCGAAAAAGUGGCGGCCGAUGGUGCAAUCCAUCGUCAACGUUGCCGCUGCUCUUGCCUCCUCGGCGGGGCCGCUCAUCAUCGGCGCCCUCAGUCGUCAUGACCCCGCAAAUGGUUGGCGCAAGUACUUUUGGCUUCAAAUGGCACUCUGGGGGGCCUGCGCCAUAUGCAUCUUUGUCGGGUACCGGCCGCUGAAGAGACACACAGUCUACGACCAUCUGACGCUGGGGCAGAAGCUCAUGGCUCUCGAUCUCAUCGGAGUCGGGCUGUUCACCACGGGACUCACACUCUUCUUGGUCGGUCUCAAUCUAGGCGGCGGGCUGUAUGCGUGGACCAACGCCAGGGUUCUGACCACCAUCGUGGCCGGACUCGUCACGCUGCUCGCCUUCUUUGCGUAUGAGUGGAAAGGCACCAAAACCGGCAUGGCACACCACGACUUGUUCCGCCCGGGACCAAACGCCGGCCGCGUCCUUGGGUUGUUUCUUAUACUCAUUUUCGUUGAAGGGGUUAUACUGUUCGCCUGGGUCAUCUUCUAUCCGCUGCUCACGACGUCUCUUUUCGAGCAGGACCUCCUGUUGGUCGCCGGGCGCGAGCAACCCUUUUGGCUGAUGGGAGGGGCCGCAACACUGUUCUGGGCCUACUGGAGCGUCACGGCCAAGUCCAUCCGCGUGCCGCUGUUCGCCGGACUCGUCAUCCUCACGGGCGGCAUGGUUGGGUUCGCGACCAUCCAGCCGGGAGAUUCUGUACGGGCUUGCGUUUUCGCCGGCAUGUCUGGCAUGGCCUUUGGCGGGCCGCUCAUCCUCAUCACUGCCGGCAUUCAGCUGUCGACUCCACACUCUCUCAUCGCCACGGGGACGGCCCUGGCCAUCACGAGCCGCGCCUGCGCAGCCACCAUCUUCACUGCCGUCUACAGUUCUGCGGUGAGCAAUCGCCUGCAGCCAAACAUUGUCAGCUACGUGUCAAAGGCAGCGAUCUCUGCCGGUCUCCCCGCAACUUCGGUGGAGGCCUUUGUGACGGCGAUUGCUGGCAAAGAUGAGGCUGCUUUGAUGAAAGUCCCCAGCGUCACGCCGGCAAUUAUCGCUGCAGGCGUGGCAGCCUUGAAGCAAGCGUUUGCCGACAGCAUCAGGAUUGUAUUUAUCAUCGCGGCCCCUUUUGGGGCGUUUGCCUGUGUGCUUUGCUUCUUCCUCGACGAUCAAAGCAAGGAGAUGAACUAUCGGGUAGAUGCGCCGGUUGAGGAUCUGCACGCCCGCUCGCAUCGUCGGCAUGGCACCUCAGAAGCAUGA
This is a messenger RNA of Purpureocillium takamizusanense, 1794 nucleotides long. RefSeq lists its product as uncharacterized. Gene Ontology annotation, molecular function: transmembrane transporter activity. Bases 1 to 1794 code for a protein of 597 amino acids. The record is from RefSeq and is a predicted model, not a curated record. Gene Ontology annotation, biological process: transmembrane transport. The transcript has 5 exons. NCBI's taxonomy places the organism in Eukaryota, Fungi, Ascomycota, Sordariomycetes, Hypocreales, Ophiocordycipitaceae.